This is a messenger RNA of Rhinocladiella mackenziei CBS 650.93, 705 nucleotides long. RefSeq names its product HAD phosphatase, family IIIA. Gene Ontology annotation, molecular function: phosphatidylglycerophosphatase activity. NCBI's taxonomy places the organism in Eukaryota, Fungi, Ascomycota, Eurotiomycetes, Chaetothyriales, Herpotrichiellaceae. The record is from RefSeq and is a predicted model, not a curated record. The coding region runs from base 1 to 705 and encodes 234 amino acids. The transcript has a single exon.
AUGCCGCUCUUUUCCAAUGUCCCAGCUCUUCGUCUGACUCUGGCCUAUGCGAUCCACGAUCCGUCGUGCCUCCUUCCGCAUGCCACCAUCCCAACUCUACUCUCUCUUCCACUUCCCGUGGGCCCUUGUCUUCCCUCACUCAAUGCCACGGGCAAGAAACCCACGAUACGCGCCCUUGUCUUAGACAAAGACAAUACCCUCUGUCCACCGGAGACUGCCAAACUACACCAAGCUUAUAGAAACAAGGUUGAGAAGAUCAAAGAGAGCCCCGAAUUCUCUCACAGCACUUACAGCAUCCUGAUUGUAUCGAACACCGCAGGAAGUUCUUCGGCUCCCGGACACGAGGCCGAAGCUAAGCAAUUGGAGCUGGAAAUCGGACUGCCUGUCUUACGACAACAUCCAGAUCGUAAGAAGCCAUUUUGCGGGCCGGAUAUCUUGAAAUUCUUCCAAGAGCAUGGCGUGACAGAAGACCCACGAGAAAUUGUGGUAGUUGGUGACAGGCUGGCUACUGAUGUUCUUUUGGCUCACGAAAUGGGCAGCUGGAGUAUCUGGUGCAGGGAUGGAUGGCGAAAUCCUGAAAUGCUCGGUCGAGAUUACAGAGGUUUCUUCAGCAAAAUGGAGAAUCGCUUCGAAGGAAUGGUAAGGCGCGGUCUAAGGCAGGCUGCUCCCUUGCCCAAGAACACCAUCUCCUCGCAAGAGCAAUGA